Molecule: messenger RNA, 822 nt
Organism: Laccaria bicolor S238N-H82
Lineage: Eukaryota; Fungi; Basidiomycota; Agaricomycetes; Agaricales; Hydnangiaceae
Exons: 13
Coding region: 1-822 (273 amino acids)
Biological process (GO): RNA catabolic process
Cellular component (GO): extracellular region
Molecular function (GO): ribonuclease T2 activity; RNA binding
Source: RefSeq, a predicted model, not a curated record
AUGCGCGCAACAGCUGUAGUUCUGGCUAGCGUUAUCGGAGCUGCGUUGGCCUCGCCCUCCCCAGCACAAAUCGUCCUCAAUCCCCUCCAAUUAUCGACCCCACUCUCCUCAUGCCCUGCGAACGGACCCAUCUCAUGCCAUAACUCAUCAAGAAUUCCAGAUCUGUGCUGCUUCGAGUCUCCAGGUGGUCUUUUAUUGCAAACCCAGUUCUGGGACACCCAUCCUUCUACUGGUCCGGAGGAUAGCUGGACAAUCCAUGGUCUUUGGCCCGAUAACUGCGAUACAACUUUCAAUGAAAACUGCGAUCCCUCCCGCGCUUACACCGAUAUCGCCUCACUUCUUACUGACAACGGCGCAACUGACACUUUAAAUUUCAUGGAAACCUAUUGGGUCGAUAUGCACGGGGAGAAUGAGCAAUUCUGGGAGCACGAGUGGUCCAAGCACGGAACCUGCAUGAGCACGCUUAAUCCCCAGUGCCUCCCCAGUGGUAGCCCAGACGGUUUUGAGGCGGUCCUUUUCUUCCAGACGGUCGUUUCCUUGUUCCAAUCUUUACCGACGUACACCUGGCUUGCAAACGAAGGGAUAACUCCAAGCCACGACAGGACUUAUACACUCUCCGAGCUUCUUUCCGCGCUCAAGAGAGCAUCUGGAGGAAUUGAACCAGCGCUCGACUGCAAAUCCGGCGCCCUCAACGCCGUCAGCUGGUACUUCAAUGUAAAAGGUUCAAUUGCUGAUGGAACUUUCGUACCGAUCAAUGCACCUAAGCAUGGCGACUGUCACUCAUCUUCGAGGAUCAAAUACCUCCCCAAAACCCGUCAUUAA